This is a messenger RNA of Anopheles cruzii, 1128 nucleotides long. RefSeq lists its product as uncharacterized. The record is from RefSeq and is a predicted model, not a curated record. NCBI's taxonomy places the organism in Eukaryota, Metazoa, Arthropoda, Insecta, Diptera, Culicidae. The coding region runs from base 162 to 371 and encodes 69 amino acids. The transcript has 3 exons.
AUAAAAAUCGCCCAUUUUAUAGUGCUGCAUUAUAAUACAGAUUCGUCGACGUUUGAGUUAAAGUUCCGUGCUGGUUGUUGAAGAUAAUUACAUACGGAUAACGUUCCGUUCUAUCUGUCAAGUUAACAUAAACCAGGGGCGAACGCAAAACAACAAACAAAAUGGCAGUAGGGAGAGUAGCCGGGAAUAUGGGGUAUUCCAACACCAACUACAGGACCGGCGGCCGAUCUUAUCACGGAGGGAUUAAUGAAGAAAUUAUUUGGAUUAGUAUUGGGAUGGCAGUAACCAUUGCAAUACUGAUCACCCUGGCGUUGAUAUAUCUUGCAUACGAAAAGUGCCAGAAACGACGUCAGCGAUACAUACAGGCGUGAGACGAGGGGAAACUUGUGACUCCCAACGCUGCUAAAACGAACCCCUAAAACAUUAGCAUGGACUGCUUUCCCAACCAGUGCGGGAUGGAGAACAAUAGACGAACAAAAGCACAUAGCAAUUCUCAACCACCACUAAUGGACCAAAAUAACUAAAAAAAUGCCUCUAUAUGGAAGCACUUAAACAAAUUAUAGCUAAGCUAAGAACAAGAACAAAGAUAACAAGAAACCGUAGCGUGUAAUAAACCCACAGAGGAAUGAUAAAAUCAAAGGAAACUUAAUGCCAAAAAACUUUUUAAAAGCUAUAUAUUUUUUAGCUCGGAAAAACCAAAACAAUACGACUCGACAAGAAGAAGCGCGUGAGGAGUUCGAAGCAGCACGCAGCACGGCACAAGAAUAGGAGCGUUUGUGAAAUGUAACCAGAGCUAAGGAUUAGCAGUUUCAAGACAGUAUUUAUAUGUCCGUAUUACGACGAAUCUUCUGCCACCAAAGGCAAAACUUAUGAAACCAAAUCAAAGAGUUUACUCACAAUGUGUAAUUAUGUCUUUGUAGCACCGACUGUAGCCAGUGAAAGACAAAACCCAAAAGUAGAAAACCUUGCAUGGACGUUUUAUGCCCUUUAUCUAACUGUUGUUAACCCACAAAUCUGUUAUAGUAUAGUGAAACAAACUGUACCCUUGUCGUCCACUAGAACCUCGUUGAAAUGCACCAACUGAAACUGACUAACGAAAGAAAUAAACCAUGACAGGACACACUUUUA